Molecule: messenger RNA, 2591 nt
Organism: Musca domestica (house fly)
Lineage: Eukaryota; Metazoa; Arthropoda; Insecta; Diptera; Muscidae
Product: limbic system-associated membrane protein
Exons: 8
Coding region: 340-1767 (475 amino acids)
Biological process (GO): homophilic cell-cell adhesion; synapse organization
Cellular component (GO): plasma membrane; neuronal cell body; axon
Molecular function (GO): axon guidance receptor activity; protein binding
Source: RefSeq, a predicted model, not a curated record
AAAAUUGACUUAAUUUUGAAUAACCAAAAAACAGUCUAUAAAUUAACAAGAAAAAACAAAAUACAAAAAGUGUUGGAAAAAAUUUAAUAUUUUCUCAAAUAAAUUUAAAAAAAAAAAAUAGUUCUAUAAAACAAAGAACUUGCUAGUGCUGAUUGUGAAUUUUACAAAAUACUGAAAUAUUUAAGAACCACCACACAACUCAAACUUCGCAAUAUUGAAAGAAACUAGAUGCUCUACAACGGAUAAACAGUGUUUUUAAGCCCUGCAACCCGUUACCAAUAGAAGCCUUGCAAUAGAAGUACCCACCAAGAUGACAUCUUUACACCUGCUAAUACUAUUAUGAGAAGUCCUUGGCAUACUCGUCAGUUUUCCGAGGUUGGAUAUCUAUUACUAUUUUUGUCUUUAAUUUCAUUACCCAACAUAGAUUCACAUACUGAUGCAUCCUAUUCUGGAAUAGAAAAUGAAACACCUUCUGUGGCUCCGAAAUUUUUAUCUCGCGGGCAUCUGUACAAAGUUAUUGUUGGCGAGACGAUUGAGCUACCAUGCAAAGUUCAAAAUCUGGGGUCAUUUGUGCUUCUAUGGAGAAAGGGAUCGUCAGUCCUUACUGCAGGACACUUGAAGAUUAGCAGAGAUCCAAGAUUCAAAAUUGUUGGAGAUUACAAUUUGCAAAUUAAUGGAGUGAAAACACAAGAUGCCGGAGACUAUAUCUGUCAACUUGGUGAUCAGGAAAAUCGAGAUCAAGUACAUACUGUGGAAAUAUUAGUGCCUCCAACACUACGUGCUCUCCCACAUAACGGCCAAGUAACUGCAAGGAAAGGCAGCACCGUCACGCUGGAAUGUAAAGCAUCUGGAAAUCCCGUACCAACGAUAUACUGGUUUAAAAAGGAUAUGUUUUCCGGACCUACACAUUUAUCCGACAGCUCGACAUUAAUAUUGGAAAACGUAGACAGACAUCAUGCUGGAAUAUAUCAAUGUUCUGCCGAUAAUGGUGUUAAAGAAAGAGUUUCGAUGGAUAUUCAAUUAACGAUUUUAUCACCCCCAGAAAUAACCGUUGAAAAGUCAUGGGUUCAUGCUGCCGAAGGGUACGAUAUAGAAUUAGUGUGUAUUGUUCACGGAGAUGUUAAUUCAGAGAUGCUUUGGUAUCAGAAUUCUUUUUUGUUAGACGCAACUGAUAGACGGUCAAUGUACUCACGAGAUGACCGUUACAGCUUAAUAAUAAGAAAUUUCCAGUCCUCCGAUUUUGGAAACUACAGUUGUGUAGCUGAUAAUGCACUUGGAAGAACUAAAAAAUAUAUAGAAGUAUCAGGAAGACCUGGUCCUGCCGAUUUUAUUUCUCCAGCCUUAAGCGGUUCUUUAGAUCAUUAUAAUCUAACGUGGACGAUUGAAACAAUUCCGGCACUCGAAGAAACAAAGCUUUUAUAUAGAAGGCUUUUGAUGAAUGAAACUUACCAGCAUCCUGGGAAAUGGCAUGAAUUCCACAUAAAGGCCACAGCGGUUAGAACAGACAACACUCAUUACAUAAUGUCAUAUGUUAUAAAAAAUUUGGAACAUAAUGCCGUAUAUGAAGCUAUAGUUCAAGCUAGAAAUAAAUAUGGAUGGAAUGAGAUCAGUGACAUACAUCAAUUCUAUACAAGAAAUCACGAUUUGCUUCUAGAUUUGGAUAUGGAAUAUAAAAUGGGAAUUUCAGGAGGAGUAAAAAACAAAAUAUGGAUUACUUGUGUACUUCUGUCAUUUUGUUUAUGUUUAUUUGAGACAUAUUCCUUUUAAUUAUAUUAUCUGACAAUUAUUGUUUAAAUUAUGAAAUGUGCCUUACAUUAAGUGUUUAUUUGUUACAAUAUUUCUACUUUUUAUCUCUGUAUUUCUAAAGAUAGUUAUUUAUAGAGACCGAAAUUCAUUCCAUUGUGUCCAUUGUUCAUAUUCCAUUUUUAUAUAUAACACAUUUAGUUUUCAUUACAUUUUUCGCAAAUGUUAACUAUAAAAACAUAUGUAAGAUAAGGUGAUUGUUUAAGUUUUAAAUAUUACAGGUACAUGUAAAACCUAUAAUAUUUAGGAUGUGUAAUUGGUUGAUCAAUUGGAUAUGGCCCCAUAGAUGGCAAUAGUUAAGUACUUUAGCAGCAGUGUGUUGAUAUGAUACCUUAUAUUUACGAAUCCUUAGUAUGUAUGAGCGUGCUAUAUAUGUAUUUCAUAUCUAACAUGACAAAAAUCUUAGCAAUGUAUAAAAUAAGCAAAUGUAUAUAAACAUUAAAUGUUUUAUUCGUAAGUUUUAACCAUAAAAUAACGUAAAUGUAUUCGACUUAACCGAAUCUUAUAUACCCACCAUUAUUAUCUAUGCAGAAGAUGUAGAACGACAGUUUUGCCUAAAAGCAACGCCGUCGUAAUACUCCUUAAAAUAUUUAAUUUGUUUAACAAAAUAUUGGAUAAAACCUAGAUUUUACUAUUGUCACAAUAGCUAUUAAUUAAGAGCAAUCAAUGAAUCAAUGUAUGUAUGUAGUUAUUGAAGCAGAUCUCGACAUGGUAAACUACAUCCAUAGAUAUUCAGUUAUAAGUAGAAUUAUUUUUUAUUUAAAUAUAUAAAAACUGUUCAAACAUUA